ACGCGAUAGAUAUCAAACUUUCAUUUGGAAUCGAGACAAGUUGAUGGAGACCAGCAAUAAUAUAGCUGAUAAGGGUCAGCCAUUACGGGUUGACCCGAACCUCCCGAGAUGGGUCUGCCACAACUGUCGCCACAACCUCUGCAUCGCCGGCGUCGAUUCUUACUCCGACAAGUUCUUCAACGACUUCUCUCCUCGCUCCGGAAUGCAGGGCUCUUCGGUCCACGGUGCUGGCAGUGUGUUGGGGUCAACACAUAUGGACCAUUCAUUUGUUGUAUUGCCAAAGCAAAGAAAUAAGGCACUGGGGGUACCUCCUUGUCCCCGUGGUGGAGGGGUGCAGACUGAUGCAAGCCAGUCGGGGAAGGCAUUGGAAGAGUCAUUUGUCGUGUUGCCUCUCCCUGCUGCAUCUGUGUACAAGAGUGAUGGAGGUGGAACCCAUUUUCCAUCACAAGAGGGUGGAACGGGUGCUCCUAUGCAGCCAAACAAUUCUGAGUUUCACUCGACCAUAACUGUCCUCAAACGUGUAUUUGAUAUUGCCACGACCCAGAUGCAGGUUGAGCAACCUUUAUGCCUAGAGUGCAUGAGGGUAUUAUCCGAUAAACUUGAUAAGGAGGUUGAAGAUGUGAACAGGGACAUCAAAGCUUAUGAAGCCUGCCUUCAACGCUUGGAGGGUGAAACACGAAAUGUUGUUAGUGAGGCUCAUUUUCUCAAGGAGAAACUAAAGAUUGAAGAAAAAGAGCGGAAACUCGAAGCAGCAAUUGAAGAGACAGAAAAACAGUGUGAGAAAGUGACUGCCGAAUUGAAAGAAUUGGAGUUAAAAUCUAGCCGCUUCAAAGAGUUGGAGGAGCGGUAUUGGCAUAAGUUCAACAAUUUUCAGUUUCAGUUAAUUUUACAUCAGGAAGAGAGGGAUUCAGUAUUGGCCAAGAUUGAAGUUUCACAAGCACAUUUAGAGUUGUUGAAGCGAACCAAUGUGCUUAAUGAUGCCUUCCCCAUCUGGUAUGAUGGUGAAUUUGGAACAAUUAACAACUUUCGAUUGGGAAGACUUCCUAAUAUUCCGGUCGAGUGGGACGAGAUAAAUGCUGCUUGGGGCCAAGCUUGCCUUCUUCUCCAUACAAUGGCUCAGUAUUUUCGGCCAAAAUUCUCAUAUCGGAUAAAGAUUCUUCCCAUGGGGAGUUAUCCUCGAGUAAUGGACAGCAACAACAUUACUUACGACUUGUUUGGUCCGGUGAACUUGUUCUGGAGCACUCGCUACGACAAAGCAAUGGCAUUGUUCUUGACUUGUCUUAAGGAGUUUGCAGAGUUUGCAAAUUCCAAGGAUAAAGAAAGCAACAUCCCGCCUGAGAAAUGUUUCAAGCUGCCUUAUAAGAUUGAGAAUGACAGAGUGGAAAACUACUCUAUUACACAGAGCUUCAACAAGCUGGAGAAUUGGACUAAAGCUCUCAAGUACACUCUCUGGAAUUUAAAGCGGACUCUGUACUGGUUUGUUGGGAAUACAACUUUCCAGCCUCUUCCGUCAUCGACAGUCUCUGAUCAUGAAGUUCCGGCUGCAGCAGGCUCUUUGUACUUGAAACAUAACGCCCGACUCGAACUCUAAAAACCCUUGAAACAAUAGUUGUUCUAUAUGCACAGAAACUAAUCACAGAAGUGGACCGGUUUCUGUGUUUUUAGAUUUUUUUGUAAAACAAUAUUUGAAGCAAUAUACUAAAUUGUAAAUAGAUAUAAGGAUUCGAUUGGAUCUUGUACCUUCAUAUUACUUGUCUGGGAUAUUUUAAGUCUUCAAUAACAAAUGUCAUUUAUUGCUUA
Molecule: messenger RNA, 1800 nt
Organism: Camellia sinensis
Lineage: Eukaryota; Viridiplantae; Streptophyta; Magnoliopsida; Ericales; Theaceae
Product: beclin-1-like protein
Biological process (GO): late endosome to vacuole transport; autophagosome assembly; mitophagy
Cellular component (GO): phagophore assembly site; phosphatidylinositol 3-kinase complex, class III, type II; phosphatidylinositol 3-kinase complex, class III, type I
Molecular function (GO): phosphatidylinositol 3-kinase binding; protein-macromolecule adaptor activity
Source: RefSeq, a predicted model, not a curated record